AUGCCUAGUCCUCCUUUUACAGUCAAAGCUAUCUUCGAGUAUUCUUCGAGCCAUGAUGAUGAUCUUACCUUUGCGAUCGGCCAGGUCGUGACCGUCACCGCCGAGGAAGAUGAGGAAUGGUACUACGGAGAAUAUACGGAUAAUUCAGGAGUCAAGCAUGAAGGCAUCUUUCCCAAGAACUUUGUCGAGAGAUAUGAACCUCCUGCUCCCCCCAGGCCCUCAAGACCUAGCAGGCUGAAGAAGGAGCCCGAGCCUGUCUCUCCGCCAGAACCUGCUAUCGAAACUCCCGCUCCGGUCGAAAGCAUGCUUCCGCCAGAGCCGGAAGUGCCAGAGACAAAACAGACGGAGUAUAUACCCCAGCAGCCGCAGUCGCCCCGAUUACCCGCUUCCAUAAAUACCCCUUCUUCACCCGCAAAGCAAGCGCCGGUCUCAUCUCCCUCAGAUGCCUCGGCUGCGCCUGCUCCGAAGCCUGUCUCCAAGCCCCCACCCCCCGCGGUUGCAGAAAAGCCAACAGGAUCGUCAUUCAAGGAUCGCAUUGCUGCAUUCAACAGACCAGCAGAGCCUCCUAUUGCGCCCUUCAAACCCACUCACACCUCCUUUGUUAAGAAGCCAUUUGUUGCACCUCCCCCAGCAAGAACUCUUUUGUGCCCCCUCCUCGCCAGCCCCCCACGAAAAUUUACAGAAGGGAGGAUGAUCCAGAAGUUGCGGAACGACUUGCGCGAGAGACUCCUGUUUCUGAAAGUCGCCCCAAUCCGAACGAAGCCGCGGCGCAGGACACUGAAGAACAACCGAAACCCACUAGUCUAA
Molecule: messenger RNA, 807 nt
Organism: Monascus purpureus
Lineage: Eukaryota; Fungi; Ascomycota; Eurotiomycetes; Eurotiales; Aspergillaceae
Source: the annotation of a GenBank genome assembly